AUGAUUGCAAGUUCACCCGGGCCCGAUAACCAGCAUGGAGGGUUUUAUGCGCCCCUUCACUCACAAGAGCCCGAUUACAAGCGAUGUAGGCUUGGAGAACAGUCUUGGUCCGGAUCACUUGCAAUAGGAGCCUGGGAGAUUCAGGCCCUGGCUGUUGCAAGGCACAAAAACGCAUCUGGACAGGCACCACAUCUACAAGUCUCCAUGGCAGACAUGCCAAGCUCGCACAGGGGUAGUCUCUGGCAGCAGCAGCCCUCGGCUUACCCGAGUCCUCCUCAUCUACUAGAGGACAAUACCGGACGUCUCGGUUUCCCUGGACCACCUCCGCGAAGACCAUCGUCUGUCUUCUCUGGCCGCACACUCGCAGGAAGCCCAGGAUCAGUCCAGAGCGGUACAGUUUCCGCUGGUCACGCAUCACAACCUACCAGCCCAACUGUUACGUCUACCACAUCAGGCUUGAACAGCCGCUCAGGCUCGAUUAGUCCGGAAGACUCGACUCCGACAUUCGAGGAAAUUCAUAAUGUUCCACAAGUUUCCUUGGCAUCUCGAGACACAGAAAGAAAGUCUAUCCUUGAACGACUUCCGAUGGAAAUCUUCAUGCGGAUCAUGUUGCACCUUGAUUGGAAAGAACAAAUCCUGCUCAGACGUUGCAACUCCAACAUAUAUGACAUGGUCAGGCUUGAAGCAAUACCUUGGGAAACCAAGACGGCCAUUCUCUUACGCGAAGAGAACUUCAACCCAAGAAACUUCCCGAAGAAAUCACCCAAAGCCCAAGAAGGUGAUGAGCCUGCGGACCAAGACUCUGACGCUGGAUCCUGCUCUGAUAAUGAAGGGACACCUUCAAGCAAGAUCCGCAAGGCAAAGAGGCAUCAAAGGAAAGAUGUGGUCAAAAGGAAGCCUCAAACAAGAGGCAAGUCCCGCCCAGACACUCUUGACAAGUUUGCAUGCUAUUCUUGCUUCAAGAUACUUCCAGCGUGUUAUUUUGAGGGGAGGCAUCCCGAGAACAACACGAGCAGGGCUGUCAAGAGUCAGAAGAAACGGGUACACAACGACCAGGCAGAUAAAAAAGUUGAUACACGCGUCGGAUACGUGCAAGUUAUCUCAGUCAAUCCUAGCCGUCCGCCCGAAUGGCUCGUCAAAGACAAAGCGGAGGUUAGGGCUACCGAUGUCGAAACAUAUGUGACGGAAUAUAUGAAAAAGGGUGUGAACUGCGACGAUCUGCGUCUACACUACAAAGAUCUGAGCUCAGCUACGCACUGUAUCGCCCCGAUCCGAGGGGUGAAUCCAUUCUUCACGUCGUCUUCUUCGGCAACGCCACCCCACUGCCAGACGUAUCGACCGGUCUAUCAGGUCGAGGACAGCAAUUCCUCUGGCAUGGACAGCAGUGCCUACACAUAUGAGAUCUGCAUCCCGGAAAACUCUGUAAGAGACGAGAACGAGGUGCGAAGACCACACGUCGCACCAUCCACCAGGAUCUGCCAACCUCAGCAGACCACGGUCUCAACCCCAGCGCCACAGAUUAAAGAAAUCAUCGCGCUUCGGCGCUUCUGUAUUCUCUGUGGUGCAAAGUACGGGGCCUAUAGGAGAGAGUGCAACCGGAAGAUUAUCAGCAAGACGGAGAAAGGUUGGCUUGAGAGACGAUGCGACGACGUUCACGGUGGCCAGCAGCACCAUAGCCCGAUGCACCCAAGACAAGCAAUGCCGCCAUACAAGUGGAAGCUCGGUAGGCUUGAAAGGAAGCGGGCCGAGAGCUCGUCGGGAUCGGGAAGGAUGAAGUCGGCUCGGCACGGAUGGCCACAAAUGAUAUGUCUCCCCAGCCGACAACUGCCCGCGGGAACCGCUGCAGCCCUUGCCCACCCAACAAACCACUAG
Messenger RNA from Diaporthe amygdali, 1872 nucleotides. RefSeq lists its product as uncharacterized. Lineage: Eukaryota; Fungi; Ascomycota; Sordariomycetes; Diaporthales; Diaporthaceae. The coding region runs from base 1 to 1872 and encodes 623 amino acids. The record is from RefSeq and is a predicted model, not a curated record. The transcript has 3 exons. Gene Ontology annotation, molecular function: protein binding.